ACACUAAGCUUCAAUCGACUUCCGACACAGUAGUAGUUUGGAAAUUCAAGACCAAGAUAGUCCCUAAAGAAUUCAAGGAAAGAUUGAAAAUGAGCCUACCCAAAACAUUCCGCCAAGCUGUCUUCAAAGAGUCCGGUGGCCCACUGGUCAUCGAAGAUGCCAACCUGAACCCUCCUGCGCAGGGGGAAAUUCUGGUUAAGGUCGAGGCAUGCGGUGUAUGCUAUUCGGAUACCAUCGCACAGCAUAACUGGAUGGGUGGCGGAUUCCCACAAGUUCCGGGUCAUGAAAUAAUUGGGGAAGUUGCUGCUGUUGGAAGUGGAGUCUCAGGGUGGGCAGUUGGGGAUCGUAUUGGUGGUGGAUGGCACGGAGGACAUGAUGGUACAUGCAAAGCUUGCAAGACCGGUCACUAUCAAAUGUGUGAUAACCAAUUGAUAAAUGGAGUGACGAAAGUUGGUGGAUACGCUGAGUACUGCAUCCUCCGAUCCGAGGCUGCUGUCCGCAUUCCACCAGACGUCGAUGCUUCGGAGUAUGCUCCAAUGCUCUGCGCUGGCGUAACAGUUUUCAACUCGAUGCGCCACAUGCAGAUUCCUCCAGGUUCGACGGUUGCCAUUCAAGGCCUGGGAGGACUAGGACAUCUUGCAUUACAAUACGCCAACAAAUUCGGAUAUCGCGUCGUGGCACUUUCACGAGACAACAAGAAGGAGAAGUUUGCUAGGCAGCUUGGUGCUCACGAGUAUAUCGACGGUAGCAAGGAAGACAUUGGUCAAGCACUGCAGAGACUAGGUGGCGCUUCUUUGAUUGUUUCAACUGCACCAGAUAAGGACUCUAUCACCCCUUUGUUGAGCGGACUCGGAAUAAGAGGGAAAUUGCUUAUUCUGUCCGUUGUCGAUGGUCUUCCGGUCAACAGUGCUAUUCUGAUGCGUCGCGGAUCUUCAAUUCAUUCAUGGCCCAGUGGCCACGCAAUGGACUCAGAAGAGGCGAUCCAGUUUGCUGGCUUACAAGAUAUCAAGUGCAUGGUUGAGACGUUUCCUUUGGAAAAAGCCAAUGAGGCUUAUGGUGCUAUGCUGAAUGGAAGUGUUCGUUUUCGGUCGGUGAUCAAGAUGACCUAGAAGUGAUCCACGAAUGUUUCGAUAAAAAGUAGUUGCUUGUAGUCCAUGUGUUACAGUUUGAGAUACGACGCAGAACUUUCACACGGGAGAGUCACUUAAUUUGUCAAAGUGAUACAGAAAAGCAAAUGUACCUAGGCAGUGGAGUCAGAUGAAGCUACGUAUUUCUUCGAGGAUCAAUGUUAGUGAAAUUAAUG
Talaromyces stipitatus ATCC 10500 is the source of this 1303-nucleotide messenger RNA. RefSeq names its product alcohol dehydrogenase, putative. The coding region runs from base 90 to 1109 and encodes 339 amino acids. The record is from RefSeq and is a predicted model, not a curated record. The transcript has 7 exons. NCBI's taxonomy places the organism in Eukaryota, Fungi, Ascomycota, Eurotiomycetes, Eurotiales, Trichocomaceae. Gene Ontology annotation, molecular function: oxidoreductase activity; zinc ion binding.